Molecule: messenger RNA, 1994 nt
Organism: Cryphonectria parasitica EP155
Lineage: Eukaryota; Fungi; Ascomycota; Sordariomycetes; Diaporthales; Cryphonectriaceae
Exons: 5
Coding region: 75-1994 (639 amino acids)
Biological process (GO): regulation of DNA-templated transcription
Molecular function (GO): DNA-binding transcription factor activity, RNA polymerase II-specific; zinc ion binding
Source: RefSeq, a predicted model, not a curated record
GCUACGUCGACCGCACGAGUGCCAUUAGGGAGAGAGAGAGAGAGUGUGUGAGCCAGCCAAGAAGCAACACCAGGAUGGUAUAUUGCGGCAAGCCGUCUAAAGGAUGCUCAAACUGCCGCGAGCGCAAAAUCCGUUGCGACCAGCGUGAGCCUGGCUGUGGUCAAUGCGAGAAGCGUCAGCAGACAUGUCCCGGCUACAGGAAUAUAGUAGAUCUCAUGUUUAGAGAUGAGAGCUCGCACGUUGCCCAGAAGGCCAGAAAGAGGCCCAGAAAGAGGACCAACCCGUCUACAGACAAGCCCACUACUCCUACUACCCCCUUGCCCGGUAAAUCGGCAUCGACGCCGACAACACCACCACCACCCAGAAAGUCUUCGCCUUUUGUCCUCACAGCAUCGCCUUCCGCGGCCUCAUCGUCGGGAUUUUUCGAUCAGCGUGAUGAUGGGUUCAUACAAACCGGCCUGCGCUCGCCAGCAAAGCUUGUGAAGGCGGACCGUGGAUACGUGAAACAAGAACCUGGAAUGGUGUCGCCACGGGAUGCUUUAGCAGUCGUCCCGUCCAGCUUGUCGCCAAGUUUCGAGGAGAGAGGGCUGAACUUUUUCAUCGCACGGUACAUCUCAGUGCCACCGGAUGCCUCUCAAAACAAGUUUGACUUUGUCUUCGACCUCUGGAGUCCAAGCCCGUUUGCUUACGAAAGGGCCCGGGACCCAGUCCUUGCCAGCAUCACGGCCGUAGGCCUGCUGAGCGUCGCACAAAGGGCCCAGUCCCAGGAGCCUAUGGAAGCAGCGCGCAAAACGUACGGCCAGGCACUGCGGCUAACGAACACCGCCCUGCGGAGCCCGACGGGCGCUCUCGAGGACACCACCAUGCUCGCGGUGCUGGUUCUCGGGUACUUCGAGACGAUGGCAGGGGCAGGGGCCCGGAGUAUGCGUGCCUGGCAGCAGCAUAUCAAUGGGGCGGCUGCGCUCGCGAGGCUGCGCGGUAUGGGCUCGUUUCGGAGCAAGGCGGGCAUCAAAAUGUUUAUGAUGCAGUGCUCGAGUAUUAUGAUCAAUUGCAUUCAAAAUAAACUGGCUAUGCCACAAGAUUUAAUUGGCAUGCGCACACAACUGGUCGACAUGAUGGGCGGCCCAGCCGCAGUGCCAGGAUACGAAGUAUACCCACCCAUCUACAAGAUCCUGCAGCUGAGGUAUGAUAUAUGCCAAGGAACGAUUACAGACAUCGACACCAUAUUGGACAUAUUCAACGAGGCAGAAGAAGGUUUCGAGAAGGCCCUAUCUCUCUUCCCAGAGACUUGGCAAUAUGGCAAGUUCUGUCUCUCAGAGCGUCUCCAGACUGGAUUCUUCAGCGACGUCUGCCAUGUGUAUCCGAACCUCUCGGUCGCAUCGGUCUGGAACGGCACCAGGGCCAUCCGCAUGCUCAUCCUCGAAACGAUGCUCGAGGAGCUUCACAUGCGUUUCCUGCAAGUGCCUGUUGAAAAGGUGCCAGCACGAUACCAAAUAGAAGCGCACAAAGUCAAAGUCAAGCUGGAGAGGAUAGCACUUGCUAUCCUUGCCAGCGUUCCCCAACAUUUUGGGCUCAUCAGGCCUUCCGAUCCGAGCCUCAACACACUUGUGCCGAUGCCACACACCGAGGACAUGUUGGCUCACAUACCUGAGACCGGAUGGAAAGCUACACUAGGGCAGAGCGAGGGCUCGGUUUCCCGUAGCUCGGAGGACAAAGAUUACGACUGCCGCAGUCCUUCGUUUUCAAACCCAAUGCAGGCACGCAGCACCCAAGCACAAGAAGAGCGCCUGAUGCUGCUGGCGUCCGUGUCUAGCGGGCUAGUCUGGCCCUUGUAUCUCGUCGGCAUGUCGACGGCCUCCUCUGCCUCGAUGAAAAGUUUUGUGAUUGAGAGACUGCAUGCGCUCCAUGACGAGCUUGAUGUCACGCAGGCUGGAAAAUUAGCUGACGCUGUGGCAAGCCAUAAGGAGCCGGGCAAGCCAUCAGAACACAGAUGA